GAGAAGAGAGGCUGACAGAGAGGAGAGUGAGCAAGAAGAGAGAGAAUUAGAGAGAGGGAGCCAACAAGAGUACGAGAGGGAGAGUGAGAAUAUAAGAGAGAGAGAGAAUAGGAGGGAGGGAGAGAGUGAGUGCCUGGAACACAAUUUCACACACAUUCACACACACAGGGAGACGGUUCUCUGCUGCAGCUCCCUGCUGGAUUUAGUGGAUUCACAACCUCUUCCCUUUCACUUGUGGUUGGGUCACUUCACAGGAGAGCGAGCCAACGUGCCCUAGGGGGCCCGGGGAAUGGAGGACAGUAUGUGACCGGUGCCUAACUCGCCGCUCCGCUUCACUGUCGGCAACAUGCAUCACCUUCACCGGAUGAUGGCUUUGUGCUUAUGGUGCUCUCUCCUCGCCAUUCUUCUCCACACGACGGUGUUUGCGGAUGAAGAGGCGGAUCUUACGAAGCCGACAGGGCCGCCUGCCAGUAAGGGAUGGUCCAGUUGGCUAGGCUCGUACAUGCCAAAGCAGCCCAGCUUGUCCAGGAUCCCAUCACUCCCGGCGGCGCCGUCGUUUCCGUUUUCUUCGCUCAACCCGUUUGGAGGGAAGUCACAGACUAAGAGUGCAGGGCCCCAAAGAACCACACCAACAGAGGGACCAACAGAGGAACUGUCAAAGGGACUGAUAGAGAGACCGACAGAGGGACCAACAGAGGGACCAACAGAGGAACUGUCAAAGGGACUGAUAGAGAGACCGACAGAGGGACCAACAGAGGGACCAACAGAGGGACCAACAGAGAGACAAACGGAGGGACGAACGGAGCCUGAGAAUUCACCGGGACAUUCAGGGUCUGUGGAGGAGAGUAUUAAUAAAAGCCCUCAGUCCUCCACCAUCACCUCUUGGACUGAAGGUCACCCGAGCUCCACUGAGAUAAGAACCGUAACAAACCCACAGACAGUCACUCCUAACAAGAACACACAACCAAACAUCCAAGAUAUCUUAGAUUCUAUAACCGCUGUCUUAGAUUCCAUAUCCUCUAUUUAUAUGUCACAGGGGGUUGAUAUAUCCUCCGAUAGUCUCACCAGCACGAACAUACUGCCACAGACAAUAACACACGCAUACCUGUCAACAGAAACGUCCCAAAUGCCAAAGCACAGUUGGAGUGUCACCAAAAAAUCUUUCCCCAAGGAAACGACGAUCCAAGAUGAACUAGUUCCCCAGGGUGACCCUCUCACAGCCUCUGUCCCACACCUAACGUCCCCAGAAACCACAGUCCCCACAACCCUGGUCACAACUCCACCAAGGAUCACCGUCAACCUAACACAGGUAGAGACCACACUGACCAGACAACCCUUUGACUCUGGCACCCCACCCACGUCUCCACAAACCAGGGUCACCACAAGACGUCUGGCCUCGACCGUAAGCACCGACAUUGGAACUAAAGAGGCCCUGGUCACCGAAACUCAUUCCAGUCAGAGUUCACCAGACCUGGGUGUUUCCGAGGCCAAAGCAGGGCCUGUGGAGGAACGACUGGGAGCAAACACCACCACCAGGACAGACGAUAGAACACUAAGGGUUAACUCACCAACACCCGGAGAAUCCUGCAGCGACAAAACAAGUGAACCUCCUACGUCGCCAAACACCCCCAGCGGAGACUCAAAUGUGAAAAGAGUGCAGGACACUCGGUACUAUAAUACAUGA
Messenger RNA from Oncorhynchus keta (chum salmon), 1684 nucleotides. RefSeq names its product mucin-5AC-like. Lineage: Eukaryota; Metazoa; Chordata; Actinopteri; Salmoniformes; Salmonidae. The record is from RefSeq and is a predicted model, not a curated record. The transcript is spliced from 3 exons. Bases 347 to 1684 code for a protein of 445 amino acids.